Molecule: messenger RNA, 804 nt
Organism: Brachypodium distachyon (stiff brome)
Lineage: Eukaryota; Viridiplantae; Streptophyta; Magnoliopsida; Poales; Poaceae
Product: 40S ribosomal protein S14
Exons: 6
Coding region: 159-614 (151 amino acids)
Biological process (GO): translation; maturation of SSU-rRNA from tricistronic rRNA transcript (SSU-rRNA, 5.8S rRNA, LSU-rRNA); ribosomal small subunit assembly
Cellular component (GO): ribosome; cytosolic small ribosomal subunit
Molecular function (GO): small ribosomal subunit rRNA binding; mRNA 5'-UTR binding; structural constituent of ribosome
Source: RefSeq, a predicted model, not a curated record
CGGGCAGCCCACUCCACGAGUCCGCGAGAGGCUUUAUCUUUACCCACUUCUCCGCUCUCCCCCCACCUCUUCGUCUACACGUCCCACUCCAAACCCUAGCCUCCUCCUCUACCCCUCGCCGCCGCCGCCGCCGCCGCCGCGAGCACGCAGAAGCAGCCAUGUCCGGGAGGAAGAAGACGCGAGAGCCCAAGGAGGAGAACGUGACGCUCGGCCCCGCGGUCCGCGAGGGAGAGCACGUCUUCGGUGUCGCCCACAUCUUCGCCUCCUUCAACGACACCUUCAUCCACGUCACGGAUCUGUCAGGGAGGGAAACUCUCGUUCGCAUCACCGGUGGCAUGAAGGUUAAAGCUGACCGUGAUGAAUCAUCCCCAUAUGCAGCCAUGCUUGCAUCUCAGGAUGUUGCAGCACGAUGCAAGGAGCUUGGAAUCACUGCUCUGCACAUUAAGCUCCGUGCUACUGGUGGAAACAAGACAAAAACCCCAGGUCCUGGUGCUCAAUCUGCACUUAGAGCUCUUGCACGUUCUGGCAUGAAGAUUGGACGCAUUGAGGAUGUUACUCCAGUCCCAACUGACAGCACUCGCAGAAAGGGUGGUAGAAGAGGAAGGAGGCUGUAAUUUCUCUGUUACAAGGAUGGAACCAUACUGUUAUCGAUUCCUUGUUUGGCAACUUCUGUACUCUGUUGAUGAUGGUUAAGUCGGUCUUGUGGAUUUAUAGUUUUUGAGCUAUAUUGUGUUGGAUCGUUAGAAAAUGACCCUCUUGAAAUCAAAUGGUUGCUACUUAUCGUUACCUUAUAUUUGCCAUGGA